AUGAACUGCAAAGACUUCAAACGCGGAAGCAAGUUGUUCAAGGCGUGGACAAAGAGUACCACCGAAGGAACCAAAAAUGCUCGACGCUGCCCCAAAUGCAAGGUCUUUAUUCAGAGAUUAGAAGGAUGUGAUCAAAUGUCCUGCCCGCGCUGUCGAACCCAGUUCUGUUAUCUAUGCGGUGAGCGCAUCGUUCAUAGUAGAAUUUUAGGGGGUCAUUGGAGUAUUUACAGUGUUUUAGGUUGCAGAUAUAUCUACAAACAGAAUCAACCGGUGCAGAGAAAGAUUAUACGGGGACUUUUAAUGAGUAUCGUGUUAACAUCGCUGCCUAUUUUGGCUGUAAUGUUUCUAGCUGUGUCACCAGCAUACGGAGUUUAUUACUUACACAAGUAUAUCCGUCGGCACUGA
Messenger RNA from Porites lobata, 405 nucleotides. The record is from the annotation of a GenBank genome assembly. Lineage: Eukaryota; Metazoa; Cnidaria; Anthozoa; Scleractinia; Poritidae.